GGAGGAAACUCCAUGUUGUAACAAAGUUUCCUCCGCGGCGCCGCUCCCGCGCCCGCCGCCCCGCGCCGCCGCCCCGCCUCCCCCCAGGGGCCGCGCCGGGGGGGGCCGCCCCCUCCCACCCCCCCCCGGCGCCCAUGGAGCACCAGUCCAUCAUCGCCCAGGUCAGCCGGGAGGAGGGCAGCGCCCCGCUGCAGGAGAAAGGUACUCAGGCCCCUGCCAAAAAGCCGCGGAACCGUAGCAUCCUCCAGUCCCUGUUCUGCUGCCUGUGCCGUGAUGAGGGGGAGCCCUGCGCGGGCACCACCAGCGCCCCGCUCCUGGUGGAGGAGAAUGGGGCCCUGCCCAAGGCUGCUGUCAAACACCUCCUGCCUGAGAUCAAACCGCAGGAUGCCAGCAAGCUGUGCGUGGUCAUCGACCUGGACGAGACACUGGUGCACAGCUCCUUCAAGCCAGUGAACAACGCUGACUUCAUCAUUCCCGUGGAAAUUGAUGGCAUCAUGCACCAGGUGUACGUGCUCAAGCGGCCACACGUGGAUGAGUUCCUGCAGCGCAUGGGCGAGCUCUUCGAGUGUGUGCUCUUCACCGCCAGUCUGGCCAAGUACGCGGAUCCUGUGGCUGAUCUGCUGGAUAAAUGGGGGGCUUUUCGAGCACGGCUUUUCCGGGAAUCUUGUGUCUUCCACCGCGGCAACUACGUGAAGGACCUGAGCCGCCUGGGCCGCGACCUGCGCCGCAUCAUCAUCGUGGACAACUCGCCUGCAUCCUACAUUUUCCACCCUGAUAAUGCCGUGCCGGUGGCCUCCUGGUUUGAUAACAUGGCAGACACGGAGCUGCUGGAUCUGCUGCCCUUCUUUGAGAGGCUCAGCAAGGUGGAGGAUGUGUACGCAGUGCUCAAGAAGCAGCGGACUAACAGCUAAUGCCCCCCCCCACCCCACCAGGUGCUACCAGGGGGAGGGGUGCACUGCUGUGGCAGCUGCGUGCCUUAUUUUAGGGGGGAGAUCCCAAUGUGCCCCCUCAGCAUUGUCCUCCCCAGCCUCGGUGGGCGUGGGUGUCCUCCCUGCCUGCUGGUGGUGGUGGGAGAUGUGGGUGCCUCUGCCAGGGAGCUGGGUGUCCCCCUGACUGUGGAGGAGGGGGUUCGUAGGCAACCCAUUGCCUCACUGUGCUGGGGACCUUUGGGAGGGGUCCCAUCAUCCCCCACUGUUCCAUCCCACCCUCUCCCCAUCCGCAACCCCUCUCCCCAAAACGGUUCUCAGGUCCUUUUCCCCUCUGUGUUCCCCGAAGUGGGGAGAGGGGGUCAGCAGCUGCUGCUUUCCACUGCCUUUGGGGGGAGGGGGACACACGAACCUUCCCCCCAUCCAUCCAGGCUCUGCCUGCUGGCGGGGCUGGUGGCCCUGGGCCCCUGUCUACAGGGGGGGCAUGAGGAGGGUUAACCCGUUCCCACCCCCCAGAAACGAGGAGGGUGUUAUUGGCGGUCACCAUACCCUUAGGUCUGCCCUUGGUGCAGCUGAUCACCUUGGGAGGGAGCACAGCCCUACCCCUCUCUCGUGCCUUCUGCCCCCACCGCCUAUGGGGUGUGUUUUGGGGGGCAGCCUGGCCUCAGGGCUGAGCCUCUGGCCAUCAGUGGCCCCCAAGUGCCUUGGGACUCCACGUAUCUGUGCCCCCCAACCCCCUGCAAGGGAUGUGCCUGGGGGGAGCUUCUUAGCUCACCCCCUCCAACCUCGGUUUCUUCCCAUGAGGGGGGGGUCUGGUGACCUCCCCCCUUCCAGUUACACUGUGUCAGUGGGAGCCACUCCAGUCACCAGCGGGAGGGGGAUCCCCUCCCUCACGGGGGGGCAUGCGCCCCCUUCCCAUACAUUGGCAGCUUCACCAAAGGCUGCAACUCCUAGGAGGGAGGAACCUCCGUACCAGCCUUAGUGUGCCCCCCUGCCUUACCCCAGCCCCUCGGCUGGGACAGGGGUGGGAGGCACUGUGGGUGCCCCCCUCCCUCCAGCCUGGGGUUACCCUGACCCCCGUGGGGUUGGGCUUGUGCCAGGGUGUCCCCCAGCCUUGAGAGGCUGGGGACUCUCAGGGAGGGGGGAGGGCUGAGCUCAGCCAGGCCUUUUUUAGCAUCGCAACAUGGACAAUGUCUCAUAUUUUUUUAGGGGGAAAAGCAACGGUUUCCCAAAAAAAUCAUGGGUGCCUUUUUACUCCUAUGCCAGGGAAGCGAGGGUGGGCAGUAACUGGGGGGUGGGAUGUGAGGGGGUUUUAGCUUUCCAGUGCUGUGUGGCUGGCUUCUGCUGGUGCUGCCCUUCUCCUAAAGCUGGGUGCCAAGGGCGGGCAGGGCCCCCCAGGCCUGCCCACACCCCUGCCUCCACCCUGCCCUGUGGCACGGGGGUGGAAUGGGGGAUGCGGUAGCACAUCCACUUCCCCCUAGAGCCCUGCCUGCCGCAGGCCUGAUCCUGCCCCUCCAGGAGGGUUGAACUCAGCACUUUAUCUUAGACAAGUCAAACGGCACCAGCGAAGCUCGCUGCCCAGCAAGCACCUGUGGGUGCUGCAGCACCCGAGGAGUGCAGCCCCUGUGCUGGGCCCCCUUGGGGAGUCGGGGGAGGCCUGGAGAUGGCAUUGGGGGGGCUGGGGAGGGCUG
Messenger RNA from Cuculus canorus (common cuckoo), 2617 nucleotides. It is a transcript of the gene CTDSP1, whose product is annotated as CTD small phosphatase 1. The transcript is spliced from 7 exons. Bases 135 to 911 code for a protein of 258 amino acids. The record is from RefSeq and is a predicted model, not a curated record. NCBI's taxonomy places the organism in Eukaryota, Metazoa, Chordata, Aves, Cuculiformes, Cuculidae. Gene Ontology annotation, molecular function: RNA polymerase II CTD heptapeptide repeat phosphatase activity.